UGACCAGUUCCUGACCUGCUUCAUAUUCAAUAUUUAUCCCCGCCCCUCCGCCAGGGCCACUCAUCCACUCAGCCCCGUGGAGAGCUCUGGGCUGCUCUCGUCUUUCUCCAGGGGUCCCAACUGAACGCCUCAUCCAGCGAAAAACGCGUGGUUUUUAUUUUUGCCCUCUCCAGGCGGUGUAACUCGGCAUGGCUAGCGUGACUGGUGUCUGGCUGCGUUCGGGAGUCCUGCGGCUCGUAGUCUUGCUGCAAAUCGUCAGCUUGUGCUUGACCCAGGGUCCGUUCGAUGAGCAACGUGUAGUUGGAUCCCCGGGCCCAGCUGGGAUUCCUGGAUCAGACGGUAUCGAUGGGGAACAUGGACCGCCUGGGCCCCCUGGUCCACCAGGAGUAAAGGGUGAUCCUGGUGAACCUGGACUAGAUGGACCUCAAGGUGACCCGGGAUAUGAUGGGCUGGAAGGUCCAAAGGGAGAGCCAGGGAUCCCUGGAAGGCCAGGUCCCAAAGGUCAGGUGGGCUUUCCUGGGCCUCCUGGACCACCAGGGGCUGGAACCAUGGGACCACGUGGUCCUCCUGGUCUAAUUGGUCUUCCUGGAGAAAUUGGCCGUCCUGGAGCUAAAGGUGCAGCAGGACGACUUGGAGCAAUGGGGCAGCCAGGACCACCAGGUCAACAGGGGCUUCCUGGUAACCUCCAUGGUCCAGAGGGCAGUGCGGACCUCCUGUGCCCAACCUCUUGCCCUCCAGGUCUGAAAGGCCCACAGGGACUUCAGGGUCUCAAGGGUCACAAGGGCAAACCAGGACCUCUGGGAGAUUCUGGCAUACAGGGACCCCCAGGCAUUAAAGGUUCUACUGGCAUCUCAGGAGAACAAGGCAUUCCAGGCCAACCAGGUCCUCAGGGUCUUCGAGGAUACCCUGGCAUGAUGGGAGCAAAAGGCGAAGGAGGUCCUCGUGGAUACAAGGGCAUGGUGGGUCCACCUGGUCCAAUGGGUCUUCAGGGUAAACAAGGCCCCGAGGGGCCACUUGGAGAUUUUGGUGACAAAGGAGAGCGAGGAAUACGAGGGCAACAUGGACGUCAAGGUCCAAGUGGACUGAAGGGACAAAAUGGAUUACCGGGCAUCGAUGGCAAGGACGGCACUCCUGGGGUUCCUGGUAUGAAGGGAGGUGCAGGACAAUCUGGAAUUCCAGGACCCGCUGGUCCCCAGGGAGGAGCUGGUUUACCUGGACAACCUGGUCAGAAGGGAGCUGCUGGUUCUAAGGGUGAAAGAGGGCCUCAAGGAAUGACUGGUCUUACUGGUCCUCCAGGUCAAAUGGGUGAGCCAGGACCCGAAGGUGAGAUUGGCCCACCAGGACCCAUGGGUCUAAAGGGUGACAGAGGAAUGCCUGGUGAAACAGGUCCUCCAGGACCCAGAGGCAAGAGUGGUAUUAAAGGAGAACGGGGUCCCACUGGAAUCCCAGGUCCUCAGGGUGUUCCUGGAUUUAAAGGUGAUAAGGGUUUCCAAGGGAAAACAGGACCCAAAGGUGGCGUUGGCGACCCAGGAGUGCAAGGACUGGAUGGUGAUAAAGGUGAAAAGGGAGACUCAGGGGAGCCUGGAGUGGAGGGACAGCAAGGUGUAAUGGGGGAGCCGGGGUACAGGGGCCCGCCUGGUAACCCAGGAGAACCAGGAGCACAGGGUCGAAUGGGAUUGCCCGGCCCCCGAGGUCCCAAUGGAGAGCGCGGUGUUACAGGAUCGACUGGUCGUCAGGGGAUCGCUGGGCGUGAUGCAGGAGAUCAGCAUAUUGUUGAAGUUGUCUUGAAAAUGAUGCAAGAGCAAUUAGCAGCAGUAGCAGUCAGCGCGAAGCGAGCGGUCCUGGGAGGAGCAGGGAUGACAGGACCCCCUGGACCCCCUGGAAAGACAGGCCCUCCUGGUGGACAAGGGGACCACGGGAUUCCUGGGCCUCGUGGCUUACCUGGUCUGCCAGGUGUUCAAGGCCAGGUCGGAAAUACUGGGCCCAAAGGAAAACAAGGAGAGAAGGGAGAUCGAGGUGAGAAAGGUCGUGGACACCCAGGACUCCCAGGUCCACCAGGUAUCACAGGACCCCCAGGAAUGCCUGGAAGGAGUAUAAAUGGUAGGGAUGGUGAACAGGGAGUGCCCGGUGUGCCUGGACAGCCUGGCCGCCCUGGUUUGCCUGGACCUCCCGGUAUCCCCGGAUUCUGUGAAGCUGCCGCUUGCUUAGGGGCUUCUGCAUAUCUAGCUUCUGGUGGUGGACCAGACUACAAGGGGCCUUGAACUAACCAUGAGCAACAGUGAGCAUGCGGCCAAAUGAACCAUCGAGAGCCGCACGCACGGUGGGGAAGGAGGUGAACGAAUAAAACAGGAGUUCUCGUGAAGAAUGAACUGAUUUCGAAUAUUUGGUGCUUUUUUCCUAAAAAAAAAAUGAAACACAAAUGAAAAAGGAAAAAAAAGUUACUGCUUUUCAAAUUAAACAGAAGCCCAAAGGGUUUAAAACAACAGGCAUGUUUAUUUGAGCAAAUAUUGAAUUUAUGUACAUUGGUUCUAAACUGAAUACGAUAAAGUAUUAGGGAAUGUUAAUACUGAAUUUUGUCACUCCCUUGUAUAAAGCUAAAUAGUUUAGCAGUGUGUCUCCGUGUUUGUAAUGUAAUGAAGUUCCUUUUCAAUGUAUUCUUUACUGGAUUAAAUGUGUUAUUAAAGGGGCCACCUUGUGCUAUGGUCUGACCAGACACCGAGACCCAGACCAUUGUGGAAACGCGCUCUCUAUCACAUCACUCAUCUUCUCACUUCAGAUUGCCGUCGAGGGAUUCCAUAUCUGUAGCUGGGCUCAGGCCCUUUUCAAUCAGUCAGCCACAUUUCACUCGGGCAGCCCAGGAAUUACGCAUGGCAGCUCCGAUAGGAUUCCAGAGGAAAUGACUGCUGGAAAUCUGAAGUAGGCAGUGGAUCGGUCGGCAUCUGUAAGAGUAAUGUUCAUGUUGCAGACAGUCUUGAUGUUUUCAGAUCAUACCUUCAGUUGAAGAACUGUAGUGCAACAGUGAAAGGCCGGUUGUUCUCUGACAGGGUGCUGCUGUUGCCUUGGUGUCUGCACACUCUUUACGGGUCCCCGGAAUCUGUACAAUGGGGAGAGGGAGAGGCUAACAUCAGACCCAUCCUGCACAAAGAUCCCACUCAACCCAGAUACUCAGCCUCUAGUCUCCAGGACAGUCGGGAUUCAAUGGGGAUCUGCCCCCAUCUGAAUAAUGAGACAUUGGCUCAGUUGUGUUGGUGUGUGGCAGGUUAUGUUCUGUUUUCUCUUUUAGGUGUUGGUUGGCGGGCUGAAUAGUUCCAGUGUUUUUGGUGUUCUUUUAAAUUUGAUUUGGAGCAGCAUUGACACUGAGCUGUUGUGAGUAACGUUCAGGGCCAUCUCACAGGGAGUGGGUGGUUGGGCAGUGUUCUGAGUUUUACACUAUCAUUGUAUCUCUCUAUCCUCAUCCACCCUCUUUCAUCAACACAGAGAAAGUCCCAAAGAGCAGCAGUAAAAAACCAGCAGUGAAUUUGCCCACAGUCUCCCUCACUGUAAAUGUAGAUGUAUGUUUUAGAGGAUUGGCACAGAAGAAAAUACUGGUCCAUGAAUCAAGCAGCAAAAUGCCAAGAUGAGGCCCCUGUGGUAAUGGCUUUAAUCAGUAGGUUAUUCUCCUACAUGUAACCAAUUGGCACUUCUGAAUAAAGAUAUUUGAAGCCACUGGUAAACACAAAUCCACACACCAAAGUUAAAAUAAACCCUGCUGAUUAACUUCAUUAACAUCAUUUUAUUUAUUGUGUUUUAAAUCUUGUGCAGCUGUAAAGACCGUGUGUUUGCCUCACAUUGUACUGGAGCACCAGCCAAUAAAACAGACCUUUUGUAAAAGACAA
Molecule: messenger RNA, 3875 nt
Organism: Stegostoma tigrinum
Lineage: Eukaryota; Metazoa; Chordata; Chondrichthyes; Orectolobiformes; Stegostomatidae
Gene: col9a2
Product: procollagen, type IX, alpha 2
Exons: 32
Coding region: 189-2261 (690 amino acids)
Source: RefSeq, a predicted model, not a curated record